CCUACGUGGGGAGUGUGAUCAGGACAAGUAUCGCCAGCUUGACUUGGCGACUUAAAACAAGACGCCGCUUCCUCCCUACGCCGUAUAUCUGUCCGAACAUCUCUCAGGCGACUAUUUGACUGCGGCACUCCUCGCACUGCCUCUUGCUUUCUGAUCCUCUCAAUCAUCCAUCCCUCGCUACCCCGCAUUGCAGGAUACCCCACCAAACACUGUUUGGGAUCGAUGCCUGUGCUCCCAUCCACUGUUUCGAAACCACCUCCUCCAAUUCAGACGCUGGCUACUUCUUCCAGCGAGUCCCAAGCCUCAAUGGCUCCAACAUCUCCUGCUGAGCCCUCUCCCGCCUCCUUCAUGUCGCGCCGCAGCACUCAAGGCUCAGCGUCGUCGACGAUCUCCCCGGUCGAGGCGACCUUCUUCGAAUCAAUUGCCUCGAAAGUAAAGCGAGGCCGUUCCCGCAGCCGCUCCCAGCAAGGCGUACCCCGGAACCGAUCAAAAUCGCCCUUACCACCCGAUCAUCUGUCCUCAUCGUCUUCUGCUCGCACCUCCACCUCGCCGCCAAGGCCUCAGCAAACCCGUCACUUCUCAACCAUCAGCCAGGACUCGACUCGAUCCAGCAACGAUGACUCAAAACGAUUUGACCCAACUCCAACGCGGCGCGCUACAGCAAGCAGCGAUCCAUGGCGAGGACGCCACGCGAACUCGUGGCUCUUCAACGACUUCAGCGUCACAGACCACGCAAAGGACCUCUUCCACCUCGGCAAGAACUCCCGCUCAUAAAGCAGCUGAGCAGUGCUCGUCUGUAAUCUUCUACUAGAUUGUUUGGCUGUGCUGGAACGCUGCUGGAUGCUUAGUGCAUGCUUCUCGAUGAAGCGGAACAGGCCACUGAUACACAUACUUCUGUGGAUAGAACUGUGUCUUCGGGCCAGGACAGAGAGUCGAGCUGGCUCGAGUCAAAUUGGUUAUCUCUGCAAAAGACUGAGCGAUAUUUUUCUUUCGUUCUAACGAUUCAGACGUUUAGUUGGGACGGUGCGGUGAUUUAAGGAUGGGCUUUUCUUUCUCUUGUUGGAAACGUGGUAUCUUUGAAUGAACGGCC
Mytilinidion resinicola is the source of this 1090-nucleotide messenger RNA. RefSeq lists its product as uncharacterized. The record is from RefSeq and is a predicted model, not a curated record. The transcript has a single exon. The coding region runs from base 223 to 774 and encodes 183 amino acids. Lineage: Eukaryota; Fungi; Ascomycota; Dothideomycetes; Mytilinidiales; Mytilinidiaceae.